UUAUAAGAUAGAAUUCUAAUCUUGCACCGCACAGAACAAACCAGCUUCGAAAUAAUAAUAUGCCGUCAUCUCUGCAAAUCACUUCGCCUUCAUUUGCUUUUGAUUCGCCGAGAAUUUUGGGGCUGAAGAUAUUACGGCACCGUCAUUUCCUCUGCUCUUCUUCUUCCUCUCCGAUUGAGCCACCUGAUGAUGGAAUUCAUGAAGAUCCGAAUUGCACAAGAAAGAGGAUUGAUUCAAAUGUGAUUUUGAGGGAAAGGAAUGUUAAUGGAACUUAUAAAAGGUAUACAAUGGAUAAUAACUCGUAUUUAAGAACUUUUCUCGAUAAACAGAAUUUUGAAAGUAAGGUCCCCAGGCGUUUCCAUCUUUUUGGUGUAGAAUUAUCUUGGCUACCAGAUUCCAUCAAAGUCUUCUUCUUGCCUGCUGGAUUUCCAGGAUCAGUUUCAGAUGAUUAUUUGGAGUACAUGUUCUUGCAGUUUCCCACCAAUAUCACUGGCUGGAUAUGCCACGCAUUAGUGACGUCAAGCCUCUUAAAGGCUGUUGGAGUGGGAUCUUUCUCAGGGACUACUGCAGCUGCUGCUUCUGCUGCCAUUAUGUGGGUUUCAAAAGAUGGCAUUGGUGCUAUUGGCCGCUUGAUUAUUGGUGGGCGAUUUGGUGAUCUUUUCGAUGAUGACCCAAAACAAUGGAGGAUGUAUGCAGACUUCAUUGGAAGUGCUGGAAGCAUAUUUGACCUGACCACACAAUUAUAUCCCACUUAUUUCUUUCCAUUGGCAUCGCUUGGGAAUCUAACUAAGGCUGUGGCAAGAGGAUUGAAAGAUCCAUCAUUUCGUGUUAUACAAAGCCACUUUGCAAUCUCAGGAAAUCUGGGGGAGGUAGCAGCUAAGGAGGAGGUCUGGGAAGUAUCUGCUCAGUUGCUUGGUCUUUCUCUCGGCGUAUGGAUUCUGGCAACACCAGGUCUCUCAUCUUCAUACCCAAUAUUGACAUUUACGUGGUUCGGCAUGCGCCUUUUACACCUUUGGUUGCGUUAUCAGUCUCUUUCAGUCCUCAAAUUUGACAAUAUAAAUCUCAAGCGCGCUCGUGUACUUGUGAGUUCUCAUAUUUUGGAUGAUACUGUACCAGGUUGUUCUGAUUGCAAUAAAUCAGAAAGCAUCUUAUCAUGGCAAAGGUUCUUGAAACCGCGAAUAGAUUUUGGUGUGUCAGUUGAAGAUAUGCUAGAUGGUGAAGGGAAAUCUGUUUCCAUGGUGAAAAAACUUGUGGAGUUAUAUACAAAGGAGAAAUACAUCCUUGUCGUCAAGAAAUCACAAAACUCGGAAUUUCAGGCGUUUGUUUCAUUCAAGGUAGGAGCAACCGGAGAGUCGGUUUUGAGAAGUGUUUGGCAGGCUUAUUGGCUAUACCAUAAGACAGAAAUUGAAAGUUAUUCUAUUGAGAUCGAGAAGCUGGAGAAAAGCCUGUUAGCAUUGGAAGAUGGUUUUCGAGAUUUUAUUGUGCAGUUGGAGUCUGCUGGAUGGGAUAUUAAGAAAAUCAACCUUAAGAUCCCUAAAGGGUUUCUCAUUGAAGAAUUGGAUGAAUCGGAAUCCGACACAUGCAAGUAAGGACUUCUUUUUUACUAUUUUCUUCUUUAGAUUAUUGUAAAAAUACAAUUGAAAUCCACAAUAAUAGUAAUAGAAACAAAUGGAGGGAGUGUCACUCUGAUGGUUAUUCAUGGGAAACCAUAUAUAAUAAUAAUUCAGAA
This is a messenger RNA of Impatiens glandulifera, 1729 nucleotides long. RefSeq names its product protein root UVB sensitive 5. The record is from RefSeq and is a predicted model, not a curated record. NCBI's taxonomy places the organism in Eukaryota, Viridiplantae, Streptophyta, Magnoliopsida, Ericales, Balsaminaceae. The transcript has 15 exons. The coding region runs from base 60 to 1589 and encodes 509 amino acids.